Molecule: messenger RNA, 2218 nt
Organism: Cynocephalus volans (Philippine flying lemur)
Lineage: Eukaryota; Metazoa; Chordata; Mammalia; Dermoptera; Cynocephalidae
Gene: PIP5K1A
Product: phosphatidylinositol-4-phosphate 5-kinase type 1 alpha
Exons: 16
Coding region: 296-1984 (562 amino acids)
Biological process (GO): phosphatidylinositol phosphate biosynthetic process
Cellular component (GO): plasma membrane
Molecular function (GO): 1-phosphatidylinositol-4-phosphate 5-kinase activity
Source: RefSeq, a predicted model, not a curated record
CCACCCGAAGAGGAGCGGUGGGGUUGGGCGAUAAACAGGCCGUGGCUAGGGAAGAGGGGGAGGGGGCGUCCGCUCCUCCCGGACUUAUGUCUUGUUCUUCCUUUAGGUGUGGUUUGGUCCAGACACGAGAUCCCGGUGGGUGGCUUUUGCCUACUCCCUUGUGAAAGGGGAAAGCAGCUCCUACGUAAAGGAGAACGCGGGUUCUGUGAAGAGACGUAGGGAAGAUUCAAUUCCGAGAAGAGGAAGAGCCCGUUUGAAAGGGAGCCGGGCCGCUGAGGGGUAGGGGGCUGCCAAGAUGGCGUCGGCCUCUUCUGGGCCGUCGACGGUCGGGUUUUCAUCUUUUGAUCCUGGGGUCCCUCCCUGUGCCUCGUUCUCAGGUUUCAACUUUCUGUGCUGUGGGGUCAACCGUAAGAGAGCACCAUCUGGAAUCAAGAGACCCCUGGCAUCUGAGGUGCAUUAUGCCUCUGGCAUGACCAUCAAGAAAAUAGGCCACAGAAGUGUUGAUUCCUCAGGAGAGACAACAUAUAAAAAGACAACCUCAUCAGCCUUGAAAGGUGCCAUCCAGUUAGGCAUUACUCACACUGUGGGGAGCCUGAGUACCAAACCAGAGCGGGAUGUCCUCAUGCAAGACUUCUACGUGGUAGAGAGUAUCUUCUUCCCCAGUGAAGGGAGCAACCUGACCCCUGCUCAUCACUACAAUGACUUCCGUUUCAAGACCUAUGCACCUGUUGCCUUCCGUUACUUUCGGGAACUAUUUGGCAUCCGGCCUGAUGAUUAUUUGUGCUCCCUUUGCAGUGAGCCACUGAUUGAACUCUGCAGCUCUGGAGCUAGUGGUUCCCUCUUCUAUGUGUCCAGUGAUGACGAAUUCAUCAUUAAGACAGUCCAGCAUAAAGAGGCAGAAUUUCUGCAGAAACUUCUUCCAGGAUACUACAUGAACCUCAACCAGAACCCUCGGACUUUGCUGCCUAAAUUCUAUGGACUUUACUGUGUGCAGGCGGGUGGCAAGAACAUUCGAAUUGUGGUGAUGAACAAUCUCUUACCACGGUCAGUCAAAAUGCAUAUCAAAUAUGACCUUAAGGGCUCAACCUACAAACGGCGGGCUUCCCAAAAAGAGCGAGAGAAGCUUCUCCCAACCUUUAAAGACCUGGACUUUUUACAAGACAUCCCUGAUGGUCUUUUUUUGGAUGCCGACAUGUACAGUGCUCUGUGUAAGACCCUGCAGCGUGACUGUUUGGUGCUGCAGAGCUUCAAGAUAAUGGACUAUAGCCUCUUGAUGUCAAUCCACAACAUAGAUCAUGCACAACGUGAGCCCUUAAGCAGUGAAACACAAUACUCAGUCGACACUCGCAGACCAGCCCCCCAAAAGGCUCUCUAUUCUACAGCCAUGGAAUCCAUCCAGGGCGAGGCUCGAAGGGGUGGCACCAUGGAGACUGAUGACCAUAUGGGUGGCAUUCCUGCCCGGAAUAGUAAAGGGGAAAGGCUCCUGCUUUAUAUUGGCAUCAUUGAUAUUCUGCAGUCCUACAGGUUUGUUAAGAAGUUGGAACACUCUUGGAAAGCACUGGUACAUGAUGGGGAUACCGUGUCAGUGCAUCGCCCAGGCUUCUAUGCUGAACGGUUCCAGCGCUUCAUGUGCAACACAGUGUUCAAGAAGAUCCCCUUGAAGCCUUCUCCUUCCAAAAAGUUUCGCUCUGGCUCAUCUUUCUCUCGGCGAUCAGGCCCCAGCGGUAACUCCUGCAUUACUUACCAGUCAUCGGUCUCUGGGGAACACAAGGCACAAGUGACAACAAAGGCGGAAGUGGAGCCAGGCGUCCACCUCGGUCGUCCUGAUGUUUUACCUCAAACUCCACCUUUGGAGGAAAUCAGUGAGGGCUCGCCUAUUCCUGACCCCAGUUUCUCACAUGUAGUUGGAGAGACUUUGCAAAUGCUAACUACAAGUUCAACCUUGGAAAAGCUUGAAGUUGCAGAGUCAGAGUUCACCCAUUGAGCAAAAAGCCUCAGAAGACCUGGAACAAGAUUCUGCUGUCUCUGUGAUUCCAAGAUGUCAGCCCUUGCCCCAGCAAUGCUGAGUCUUCUUCUUCUGGGUCGUCAAAAAAGGAAUGUAACAGAGGUGAAGGGAGCUCUCCAUCUCCUUCCCGAAGCAGAACCUCUUCUCCUUCUCCUUCUUCUUGAAUGGGCAUCAGUGUCUCAGACAUCCCCUCCACUGCAGAGUUGGGUGGCA